This is a messenger RNA of Neohortaea acidophila, 855 nucleotides long. RefSeq lists its product as uncharacterized. NCBI's taxonomy places the organism in Eukaryota, Fungi, Ascomycota, Dothideomycetes, Mycosphaerellales, Teratosphaeriaceae. The record is from RefSeq and is a predicted model, not a curated record. The transcript has a single exon. The coding region runs from base 1 to 855 and encodes 284 amino acids. Gene Ontology annotation, molecular function: protein dimerization activity.
AUGUCCACGUUCGUCUCGUCGCCCUACCGGCGCCCGGACUUUGCCGCCAGCACAUUCCACGACGAGCCCAGCUGGCGAGGCGAUUGCAUGCCCCCCAUGGCCAUGCUCACCCACCAAUGGCCCGAGACGCAACCAUCCCACCUCAACAGCCUCCAGCACAUCGACCUCCGCCUCUUCGCCAGCGAAGAGCAGCAAUUCCCGGAUCUCAGCUACAGCCAAUACGACGCCUACUCAGACCCGGAGACCGUCGGCACGCCUUCCACCUCCAGCUACCUCAACGACAUGGACUCCUGCUUCAACCCGCUGCCCAUCCCCUCCGACCACCUCCAACUCCCCAACAAAUCCCGGCGCACAAUGGGCCCCAUGGCGAGUCCCCAGAGCUCCCACGGCAGCAUAAGCCCCACGCCCAGCCCCACUCCAAUGCCAAUGCACGCCGCAACUCCCGCACCCAGCACCACCACCAUCUACAAAGUCGACUCCCCGGCAGCAGACAUGUUCAUCUGCCCCUCCGAGACCAGCCAAGACUCCGGCCCCGCCAUCACCAAAGCCAGCAAAUCGCGGGGCAACAAGCGCGCCCGCAUCCCGCACACGGCCGUCGAGCGCCGCUACCGCGAGAACCUCAACGCCCACCUCGACAAGCUGCGGCAGAACGUGCCUGCACUCGCCGCUCCCAGCCGGCACUUGUCUAGUGCGAGCGAGGGCGGCGUCAAGCCGAGCAAGUGCGAGAUUCUCAACGGCGCGAUCGAUCAUAUUUCCCUGCUUAGUCGGGAGAAUGCGGCGUUGCGGAACGAGCUUGUCGCGCUGAGGCAGAAGGUGGGCGAGUUUGACGGGUGGUAUCCCGGGGAGAUGCGAUGA